UGAUCCAUAUGUAAAACUUUCGCUAUAUGUAGCAGAUGAGAACAGAGAACUUGCUUUGGUGCAGACAAAAACCAUUAAAAAGACACUGAAUCCAAAAUGGAAUGAAGAAUUUUAUUUUAGAGUAAAUCCAUCCAAUCACAGACUCCUGUUUGAAGUAUUUGAUGAGAACAGACUGACGAGAGACGACUUCCUUGGUCAAGUGGACGUUCCCCUUAGUCAUCUCCCGACUGAAGAUCCAACCAUGGAACGGCCCUAUACAUUUAAGGAUUUCCUCCUCCGACCAAGAAGUCAUAAAUCCCGGGUAAAAGGCUUCUUGCGACUGAAAAUGGCAUAUAUGCCAAAGAAUGGAGGACAAGAUGAAGAAAAUAAUGAUCAAAGGGAAGAUUUAGAGCAUGGCUGGGAAGUUGUUGAUUCAAAUGACUCCGCUUCUCAACACCAAGAAGAACUUCCUCCACCUCCCUUGCCACCUGGAUGGGAAGAGAAAGUUGACAAUUUAGGCAGAACUUACUAUGUCAACCACAACAACAGGACUACCCAGUGGCACCGACCCAGUUUGAUUGAUAUGUCCUCUGAGUCGGACAACAACAUCAGACAGAUAAACCAAGAGGCGGCACAUAGACGCUUCCGCUCCCGGCGACAUAUUAGUGAAGAUUUAGAACCUGAACCUGCAGAAGGUGGAGAUGUCUCUGAACCUUGGGAAACCAUUUCAGAGGAAGUGAAUAUAGCCGGAGACUCUCUUAGUCUGGUCUUACCACCACCUCCUGCUUCUCCAGUAUCUCGGACCAGUCCUCAAGAGCUGUCAGAGGAAUUGAACAGAAGACUUCAGAUCACUCCGGAUUCCAAUGGGGAACAAUUCAGUUCUUUGAUUCAAAGAGAACCUUCUUCAAGACUGAGGUCCUGCAGCGUGACAGAUGCAGUUGCUGAACAAUCUCAUCUACCACCGCAGAGUUCCCCAACUAGGAGAGCCCGUUCGUCAACUGUCACUGGUGGUGAAGAACCAACGCCAUCAGUGGCCUACGUACAUACUACGCCGGGCCUCCCUUCAGGCUGGGAAGAAAGGAAAGAUGCUAAGGGACGCACAUACUAUGUCAAUCAUAACAAUCGAACUACAACUUGGACUCGGCCCAUUAUGCAGCUUGCCGAAGAUGGUGCAUCUGGAUCAGCUUCCAACAGUAACAACCAUCUAAGUGAGCCCCAGAUCCGCCGGCCUCGUAGCCUCAGUUCGCCCACAGUAACUUUAUCUGCGCCGCUGGAGGGUGCCAAAGAUUCACCCAUACGUCGAGCUGUGAAGGACACCCUUUCCAAUCCACAGUCUCCACAGCCAUCACCUUAUAACUCUCCAAAACCACAGCACAAAGUGACACAGAGCUUCUUGCCACCUGGUUGGGAAAUGCGGAUAGCUCCAAAUGGCCGUCCAUUCUUCAUUGAUCAUAAUACAAAGACUACCACAUGGGAAGAUCCACGACUGAAAUUUCCAGUACAUUUACGAUCAAAGGCAUCUUUGAAUCCUAAUGAUUUGGGUCCUCUUCCUCCCGGUUGGGAAGAAAGGAUACAUUUGGAUGGCCGAACGUUUUAUAUAGAUCAUAAUAGUAAAAUUACUCAGUGGGAAGAUCCAAGAUUGCAGAAUCCUGCUAUUACUGGUCCAGCUGUUCCUUAUUCCAGAGAGUUUAAACAGAAAUAUGACUACUUUAGGAAGAAGUUAAAGAAACCAGCUGAUAUUCCGAAUAGGUUUGAAAUGAAGCUUCACAGAAAUAACAUAUUCGAAGAAUCCUAUAGGAGGAUCAUGUCUGUGAAGAGACCUGACGUGCUCAAAGCCAGGCUGUGGAUUGAAUUUGAGUCCGAAAAAGGCCUUGACUAUGGAGGUGUGGCCAGAGAAUGGUUUUUCUUGUUGUCCAAGGAGAUGUUUAAUCCUUAUUAUGGCCUCUUUGAAUAUUCAGCCACGGACAACUACACUCUCCAAAUCAAUCCCAAUUCAGGACUUUGCAAUGAAGAUCAUCUGUCCUAUUUCACUUUUAUUGGACGGGUAGCAGGUCUGGCAGUGUUUCAUGGGAAACUCCUAGAUGGUUUCUUCAUUAGACCAUUUUACAAAAUGAUGUUGGGAAAGCAGAUAACUUUGAAUGAUAUGGAGUCAGUGGAUAGUGAAUAUUACAACUCCUUGAAAUGGAUCCUAGAAAAUGAUCCUACUGAACUUGAUCUCAUGUUCUGCAUAGAUGAAGAAAACUUUGGGCAGACAUACCAAGUGGACCUGAAGCCAAAUGGAUCAGAGAUCAUGGUGACAAAUGAAAACAAAAGAGAAUAUAUUGACUUAGUCAUCCAGUGGAGAUUCGUCAACAGAGUCCAAAAACAAAUGAAUGCCUUCUUGGAGGGAUUCACAGAAUUGCUUCCUAUCGAUUUGAUUAAAAUUUUUGAUGAAAACGAGUUAGAGCUGCUGAUGUGUGGCCUUGGAGAUGUUGAUGUUAACGACUGGAGACAACAUGCUAUUUACAAGAACGGCUACUGCCCAAAUCACCCCGUCAUUCAGUGGUUCUGGAAGGCCGUGUUAUUAAUGGAUGCUGAGAAGCGUAUCCGGUUACUACAGUUCGUUACGGGGACAUCCCGAGUGCCUAUGAAUGGAUUUGCUGAACUUUAUGGUUCAAAUGGUCCUCAGCUGUUUACAAUAGAGCAAUGGGGAAGCCCUGAGAAAUUGCCCAGAGCUCAUACAUGCUUUAAUCGCCUUGACUUACCUCCAUAUGAAACUUUUGAAGAUUUAAGAGAGAAACUUCUCAUGGCCGUUGAAAAUGCUCAAGGAUUUGAAGGGGUGGAUUAGGCAGCCGCUAUUUUUUGGUUGUUGUUCAUCAAGCAAGUUCUUCUUGCCCUUUUGCAUUUGCCUAAUGGACACAUAAGCGACAAUGGCAGAACACUUGCACAAAGUUGGUUUCUGGAGCAAACUCUUCGACAGUGCUGUUGCCUAAGUGCGGAAGUUGGAACUGUAGCCCAAGGAUAGUAUUUCUGCAUUUUCCACCACAAAUUAUCAACUGGUUGAUGUGUACACUAAUUACAUUUCAGGAGGACUUGUUCUAUUUAUGUUGGGCCUCUGUAGGCAAAGCCCUUAAUAAAUAUUUUACAUACUUUCUAAUGACAAUGAAUGGAAUUAAUCACUCUACAGGUAUAGUAUUACAACUCAUGUUUACUUUUAAAAAUGAUUUAGACCUAUUUUCAGAUUUUAUUUCAUUACAAUUAAAGAUAUUAUAUACUUGGAAAAAUGAGCAUUUUUUUCGUAUCUGAAUUUCCUACCAGACUUAAUGUCAGUGACAUUUUUAUUUUUUAAGUGCAUCGAGUCUUCCCCCACCUGCCCCACUGUAUUCAAAGUAGAGACCUACUAUUUGUCCAAAAAUGUUCCCCUGAGACAUUUAGAGAAUUUCAAACAAAUCGUUAAGCAUAAGGAUAUCUUUCCACACCCAGAGAGGCUAAGCACCGACUGGAGAUGACAUUUUUGUACAGAUUUAGCAUCAUAGCUGCAAGACAGGAAAGAAUCAUGACAUAGCAUGAAAAAUUUUGUAUUGACUUAAAAGGAAUCACAGCAUUGCUCCUUGGUAGCUGUUCCAAGGAACGGAACCCAUUUUGAGUCAAGGUCAGAUUAGCAUUUCUUGUAAGAGAACCCACUUACUUCCCCCUGCCUCCUGCUGUACAGUGAUGCUUAUGUGAUCUUUCCUCUUUACUGUUUGUUCUCUGGAGUGGAGGCAUUUGGAAUGAAACCUGGCACUGCUCUCGAUUUGAAAUUGUGGAAACCAGAUUUGUUUUGUCUCUUAUUUGUAUGCAUUUGCUAAUGGUCGCUAAAUAACCACUUUUGUUCUGACUGCACCAAUUCUGAAGGCACUUUAUGUACUACAUGGAAUUCAUAUCUGGUUUUUUUUUUAUCAUAAACGUUUUAAUGUGAUGAUUAUUCCUUCUCAUUGCACAUGUCUAUCAGUUGUGAAUUUGGCGACUGCUGAUGUAUAAAAACCCAGAUGUAAAGCUGAGCCUGCAGUCUCUUCUCACCAAUUGUUUUGUGAUUUUUUUUAUUACAGUCACAAAGAU
This is a messenger RNA of Gracilinanus agilis (Agile Gracile Mouse Opossum), 4056 nucleotides long. RefSeq names its product NEDD4 like E3 ubiquitin protein ligase (gene NEDD4L). Gene Ontology annotation, biological process: regulation of dendrite morphogenesis; ubiquitin-dependent protein catabolic process. Gene Ontology annotation, molecular function: protein binding; ubiquitin protein ligase activity; sodium channel inhibitor activity. The coding region runs from base 242 to 2806 and encodes 854 amino acids. The transcript is spliced from 29 exons. The record is from RefSeq and is a predicted model, not a curated record. NCBI's taxonomy places the organism in Eukaryota, Metazoa, Chordata, Mammalia, Didelphimorphia, Didelphidae.